Hippocampus comes (tiger tail seahorse) is the source of this 430-nucleotide messenger RNA. RefSeq names its product GS homeobox 2-like. Gene Ontology annotation, cellular component: nucleus. Gene Ontology annotation, molecular function: DNA-binding transcription factor activity, RNA polymerase II-specific; sequence-specific double-stranded DNA binding. The annotation marks the transcript as partial. The record is from RefSeq and is a predicted model, not a curated record. NCBI's taxonomy places the organism in Eukaryota, Metazoa, Chordata, Actinopteri, Syngnathiformes, Syngnathidae. The transcript has a single exon.
UCACAUGCAACAGACGAGCGCGUUAACUCUCCAACCAUGUCCAAAUCUUUCUACGUGGAUUCGCUCAUCGUCAAAGACGCCCGUCCGGCCGAACACCCGGCGACGGUGACGGCGGCGGCGGCGGCUGCGCACGACUUCCUGCUGCCCAUCAGCGUGCACACGCCGGGCGUGGUGCCGGCGUGCCCGUCCAGGAAGAGCGGCGCGUUCUGCGUGUGCCCGCUGUGCGUCACCACUCAGCUGCACCACGCGUCGAGGAGCGGCGCGCCGAGCCUCAAGGGCCACUUCGCGGCGGGCGCGGAGGCGGCGCAGUACUGCCACCGGCUCGCCCACCACCAGCACCAGUCGGCCGCGCUGGCACAUCCGGGACAUGCACCUGUUUGCGCGGCGUCCGUUUUCAGCGAUCCGCGGAGGUACCACUGCAUCUCCAUGG